AUGGCGAGCAAAAGAUUGUCGAUGGCCAGGGAGAGAGAGCGUACAGUAAUCUACCUUAGCCCCGAGGAGGAGCGGAAGGACAAUGCUAGGAAGCGAAAGGAGAGAAUGCGCGCCAUGCGCGCCAAGGACCGAGCCCUCGACGCAGUCCGAGAUGAGGCGAGCGAGCUGCAGGCGGUAGGCGUCCCUGAACACGAUCCCAACCCGGCAAAGCACUUCACUCCACUGCCCGAAGAGGUCUACAAGAGCCAUCGCCAGCUCGAAGAGAUUGCCCGAGUUCUCAACUCCCCGUUCGGUCCGGUGGAGUUUGUCCUCAUCGGACAGCGGGGCCACGGCAAGAGCUCCCUUAUCGAAGCCCUCUCCGGUCACAUCGUCACACACGUGCAAUUGGCUCUGGACGGAGCCACCAAGAGGCCUGUUCGCUACCAGUUUCUGAACAGCACCGACAUCUCGCCCGGUGCCAAGCCCACUGAUGGGGUCAAGUGUAUGAUACAGCGCGACGCGCUUUUCCAGGACUACAACGUCGAGGUUCCGCUCAAGAAUUUGUCUCAGGAGAUCUUGCGUCGGUCGGCGGUGCUCUCCCCGAAACCGAUCUACGUGACCCUCUCCGCUCCCAACGCUCUCAACAUCACCUUCAUCGACACGCCUGGCCUGCCCCCUCCGCCUUCGGCGGAACAAGCUCGAAUCUAUCGUCGCCUCGGUCUCCUGCGAAGACACCAACCGGUUCCUGUUGUUCGUCGAGGAAGCUGGACCUUGGAGAGCAGCAUCCUGCCGCUGGCGCGCUCGAUCGACCCGGCGUUCAAUAGGUCGGCGCUCGUAUUCACCAAGUUCAACCCCUUCCUAAGAUCGCUGCUGGGAACCAAGGAGCUCAUCAACAGAUAUUUGAAGGGUGGCCAGCAUCCUCUAUUGCCCUGCUUCUGGGUCACUGUGCCUUCGCACAAGGUGAGGAGCAAGUGUGAGCAAAGCACGGCAUGGCAGGAGAAGGUGUGGCAAGCACAUCACAGAGACAUGGCCUAUUUGCGGGACAUCAAGGCCAAGCAAAAAUACGAGCCCAGCAUUGGCAUUCUGUGCCUGCUCAGAUUCCUUCUCAAGCACGUGUGGAAGCAGUACAUCGACAUCCUGCCGAACACGCUGCAGCUCAUCAGGCAGCAGGAGAAGAGCUUCGAGGUUGAGCAGCAGAGGUUUCAGAGCGAGCUGGAACGGCUAAGCGCCCAGGGCAUGCGCAGCGUUGCGAGCAAGUUCGUCGCCACGCUCCUCCACUCCAUCCACCGAAUUGUGCACGGCACGUCGGAGGCCACCACCUCCAUCACCGGCCAAACUCUCCUUGAGGAGACGCAAGCGCAAGGGAGCAUCGAGUGGGCCGACAAGUCGGGCCGAGUCCUCAAGGCCGACAAGAAGUGGCGCAUCCCGUUCAGGAUGGCCUACAUUGUUCGCAGGUCCUUCUAUCUGGCGCUCGACCAGCUCAAGAAUCCAAGGAGCGUGGAAGGCGCCAACCAGGAGGCCGCCAGGGCCGACAGCAACGAGUGGAGCGAGGUCGAGGUCAUCGGCUAUCCCUACUUCAUCCACUGGGUCAAGGACACAUUUGAGCAGUUCCUUACCGCCAACCUGCAGAAAUGCAAGGAGAAGUGCUUUGAGGAGUUCUUUUCGACGGAGACCCUCUACUGGGGCUACAAUGAUAUGAGACUUGUGCCUGAUGCGGAUGACAACGAAGCCGAGCUGCUGAACAUGACCCUGGUCCUCACCAGAACCAUCUACGAGGAGACGAAAGACAGGCAGAUCCGCAACAUCCUGUUGAGGCUCUUCCAGUACUUUUUGUUCAUGCUCGAGGACGGUCUGAACGGCCACCUGCAGCAGCUGGUGAGCACCAUGAACGAAGAGGACCUCGAGAGCAAGUUCCAAGUGGAAGCGCUCAGGAAGAAGCUCGAGGCAAAGGCCAAGCUGGUGGCCGACGCUAUCAAGGAGAGCCGCAAGCGGGAGUACAUCUUCGCCACGGCCUCGGCGGACUUCACCGUGCCCAUCCUCACGGAGAUGCAGAUGCCCUGA
Molecule: messenger RNA, 2040 nt
Organism: Acanthamoeba castellanii str. Neff
Lineage: Eukaryota; Discosea; Longamoebia; Acanthamoebidae
Product: dynamin gtpase
Exons: 18
Coding region: 1-2040 (679 amino acids)
Cellular component (GO): cytoplasm; membrane; microtubule
Molecular function (GO): GTP binding; microtubule binding; GTPase activity
Source: RefSeq, a predicted model, not a curated record